GACAAGGAGAAGGAGAAAGAGAAAGCCACCGGGGAUGGCGAGACCCCCGUGGUGGGCGACCUCAGCCUGGAGACGGCAGCCAUCCCAGGAGAGGCGGACAACCUCCUAGACAAGAUCCUGAAGAACGCCCUGGCUCCAAAGGUCAAGCCGGAAGUGGCGAAAAAAGAGGGUGUCAAGAACGAGGUCAAGUCUGAGCUGAUCAAAAGCGAGGUGAAGACUGAGAAGGGAAUCAAGCAAGAGAAGUUGGAUGCUCCGGCAUUGCCCGACAUCGACGGAGCCGGGAGGCUGAGGAAGCGCAGCCGCAGCCGAAAAAAGCGGAGUCGCUCCCGCAAGAAGAAGGAUAAGAAGAAGAGGAGGAAGAGCAGUUCAAGCUCAAGAAGCCUCUCAAAGAGUCCUGUGCAAGCAGCCCUGGACGGCUUGCCACAGGCGCGCGUGGUGGCGGUACGUGGCCACUUUGCUCAGUAUCUAAGUCCGGCCGGUGAGACAUUCUACAAGAAUGUGCUCACGGGUGAGAUCAUUUGGUCUAAGCCCGGCAACUUCGACUGCCAGCCCUCGCGGCGAGCAGGCGAGAUGACUCCGGCUCCGGGCGAAGCUGCUUGCUAUAUCUUCCACAUGCCGCCGGAGUGGAGCGAGUCCGACUUGAUGCAGCUCUUUGCGCCUUUCGGCCAG
Messenger RNA from Symbiodinium pilosum, 669 nucleotides. The record is from the annotation of a GenBank genome assembly. Lineage: Eukaryota; Dinophyceae; Suessiales; Symbiodiniaceae.